Myotis lucifugus (little brown bat) is the source of this 2120-nucleotide messenger RNA. RefSeq names its product regulator of G protein signaling 9 (gene RGS9). Gene Ontology annotation, biological process: intracellular signal transduction; regulation of G protein-coupled receptor signaling pathway; G protein-coupled receptor signaling pathway. The transcript is spliced from 19 exons. NCBI's taxonomy places the organism in Eukaryota, Metazoa, Chordata, Mammalia, Chiroptera, Vespertilionidae. Bases 105 to 2120 code for a protein of 671 amino acids. The record is from RefSeq and is a predicted model, not a curated record.
CUUGGGCUUCAGGGUGUGUGCGAGGCACGCUGGCCCUUUCACUUGCGGGCCUCUCCUUUUCUCUCCCUGUGGUGUUCUGGUUCUGAAUUCAUCCAGGGUCCAGGAUGACAAUCCGGCACCAAGGCCAGCAGUACAGGCCGAGGAUGGCAUUUCUCCAGAAGAUUGAAGCGCUAGUGAAGGACAUGCAGAGCCCGGAGACGGGGGUCCGAAUGCAGAACCAGAAGAUCCUGGUCACCAGCAUCCCUCACGCCAUGACAGGAAGUGAUGUUCUGCAAUGGCUCGUCCAGAGGCUCUGGAUCUCCAGUCUGGAGGCGCAGAACUUGGGCAACUUCAUCGUCAAGUAUGGCUACAUUUACCCCCUGCAAGACCCCAAGAAUCUCAUUCUCAAGCCGGAUGGCAGCCUCUACCGAUUCCAGACGCCAUAUUUCUGGCCGACCCAGCAGUGGCCGGCUGAAGAUACAGACUAUGCCAUCUAUCUGACCAAGCGAAAUAUCAAGAAGAAAGGGGUUUUAGAAGAACACGAAAAGGAAAACUACGAUUUCUUGAACAAAAAAAUCAACUACAAGUGGGACUUUGUCAUUAUGCAGGCCAAAGAGCAGUACAGGACCGGGAAGGAAAGGAAUAAAGCAGACAGGUAUGCCCUGGACUGCCAGGAGAAGGCGUACUGGCUGGUCCACCGAAGCCCUCCAGGAAUGAACAACGUGCUGGACUAUGGCCUGGACCGAGUGACCAAUCCGAAUGAAGUUCAGGUAAACCAGAAACAAACAAUCACUGCUGUCAAAAAAGAGAUCAUGUAUUACCAACAGGCCUUGAUGAGGUCCACAGUGAAGUCUUCGGUGUCCCUUGGAGGGAUCGUCAAAUACAGCGAGCAGUUUUCGUCCAAUGACGCCAUCAUGUCAGGCUGCCUCCCUAGCAAUCCUUGGAUAACAGAUGACACCCAGUUCUGGGAUUUAAUUGACUUGGUGGAAAUCCCAACCAAGAUGCGCGUGGAACGGUGGGCCAUCAACUUCAGUGAAUUGAUUCGAGACCCCAAGGGGCGCCAGAGCUUCCAGUACUUUCUCAAGAAAGAAUUCAGUGGAGAGAAUCUGGGAUUCUGGGAAGCCUGCGAGGAUCUGAAGUACGGAGAUCAGUCCAAGGUCAAGGAGAAAGCGGAGGAGAUUUACAAGCUAUUCCUGGCCCCAGGGGCGAGGCGGUGGAUCAACAUCGAUGGCAAAACCAUGGACAUCACGGUCAAGGGGCUGCGGCACCCCCACCGCUACGUGCUAGAUGCUGCGCAGACCCACAUUUACAUGCUCAUGAAGAAGGAUUCUUACGCUCGCUAUUUGAAAUCUCCCAUCUAUAAGGAAAUGCUGGCCAAAGCUAUUGAACCUCAGGAAACCACCAAGAGAAGCUCCAGCCUCCCAUUUAUGCGGCGUCACCUGCGCUCCAGCCCGAGCCCCGUCAUCCUGAGGCAGCUGGAGGAGGAAGCCAAAGCUCGGGAAGCAGCCAACACGGUGGACAUCACCCAGCCUGGCCAGCACACUGCUCCCAGCCCCCACCUGGCCGUGUACACGGGGACUUGCGUGCCCCCCUCUCCUUCCAGCCCCUUCUCCUCCUCCUGCCGCUCCCCCAGGAAGCCCUUCCCCUCGCCAGGCCGCUUCAUGCGGAGGCCCAGCAGCACCGUCUGCCCCUCGCCCAUCACGGUGGCCGUGGAAGGCUCGGAGCAGAAGGGCGAGGCCGGGGGGUCCAGUGCCGGCCCAGGACCCUCCAAUGCAGACACCAGCGAGGCCUCCGCCGACUGCCCCUGGCCCCGGCCCCCACCCAGGGCCCCUCUCAAGGCCCGCAUGGCUGUGUCCUUCAACAGUUUUCUGAGACGAGGCUGUUUGGCCUCCCCCGUCUUCGCCAGGCUCUCGCCCAGGUGCCCCCCUGUGUCCCAUGGGAAGGUGCAGCCCCUAGGGGAUGUGGGUCAGCAGCUGCCACGGCUGAAAUCCAGGAGAGUGACAAACUUUUUCCAGAUCAAAAUGGAUGUGCCUGUGGAGAGUGGCACCUACCUGAUGGACGCGGAGGACACGGGGCCAGGAGCCUCGGGCGACCAGGCCAUCAAGAAGGAGGUCAUCUGCCCCUGGGAGAGCCUGGCCUAG